ACGUCAUCAAGCGGCGACUGACGGGAUGACAGUCGAGGCUGAAGCAGCUUCUUAUGGGGGAUGGACUUCACAGAGUGCUACGGAGACACAGUGUCCAGUGUUGCUGCUGCAGCUCGUUCAGGCUGUAGGAAGCAGGUGAGGAGGCUGAUAAAGAGAGGCUGCAGCGUUGACUGCCGAGACAACCGCGGCUGGAAUGCCCUGCACGAGGCGGCGGCAGCUGGCAGCAAAGAGUGUGUGCAGGAGAUUCUGUCUGCUGUCGGUGCAGGCUCCUCUAGCAGCAGCAGCAGCCGAGCCUAUGUGAACUCUUUGACACAUGAAGGGGAAUCUGCAUGUUACCUGGCAGCGCAGCGUGGACACCUGGCAGUGGUCCGACUCCUCCUGAAAGUACACGCCAACAUCAACCAGCUAACUAAUGACUUGUCCUGUCCUUUAUAUGCAGCUGUCGACAGCGGACACGGGGAAGUUGUGGAGCUGCUGGUCGGUAAAGGUGCCGAGGUGAACAGAGCACACACCGCGUCCUGCUGGACCUGCCUUCAUCAAGCCGUUUAUAAGGGUCACAGUGAAAUUGUGCGCAUUCUUGUGAAUGUUUGCAACCUGGAGGCACUAGAUGACCACAAGAUCUCGCCGCUGUUUGUAGCUGCACAGUACGGACGAAGAGAAUGUCUGGAAAUACUCGUUAAUGCCGGUGCCAAUGUGAACACCCAGGCAGCUGAUCUGGCGACACCGCUGCUGAUUUCCUCUCAGGAGGGUCACCAGGCUUGUGUGGAUUUUCUGCUGGACCAUGGCGCCGAUCCUAACAAAGCCUGCAGUCCCGAGUGGCCCCAGCUUCCCAUUCAUGCAGCAGCUGAGUUUGGUCACGUCGGUGUUCUCCGGAGGCUGAUAGCUGUUACAGAUCGCGUGUGUGACCAGGGUGAUGGCAUGGUGAGUCCGCUGUACGUGGCCGUCCACAGCAAUCAGACCAAGAGUAUCGAGAUGCUCCUGACUGAAGGCUACAGCCCUGAUGCUCAGGACUGCACACACACCCUGAGCCUCCGGUCACCGCUCUCCUUAGCCUUGGACCGCACAUCUAACAAACCAUACAGUGAAUCAGUGAAAUUGCUGGUAGCUGCAGGAGCAAACCUGAGCGAGGACGACUGGAUUUAUGCUUUGGCCACUGACAAAACAGACCUGCUGCAACUUGUGCUUGAGCACAGAUGGAUUCCUCGACCGGAGACUUUGACCACUGACUGUUCUAUACCCCACCAUCAUGGGAAAACUGUGUUAAAGCUCCAAGAACUGAGGGAACUGCUCUGCGUGGCACUAAACCAAGUACAUUUUGCCGCCUGCUGGCUUUCUCUGCUUUUAAAGACGGGACUGGAACCGUCUUUACUGCUUCACCCCCACAUGUUGGAGCAGGCAGACAGUGAGGUGUUGAAUUACCUGCUAGAGUUUGUAGAUUGGUCGACUCUGUCCCCUCAUUUGAAACAUAUUCUGGACCGAAGGAGGGCAGAAAAAACCUGGGAACCACGACCGCAUUUUGACUCUGUUCCCUGUCUUUCCCACCUCUGCCGGCUGCAGGUUCGGGCGGCAUUGGGACCAGAUCUCCUGAUGAGGACUAGCGUAGUCCAGCAGCUCCCUGUGCCCACCCCACUGCAUGACUUCCUCAAGUUCAGCGACAUCCCAGAAGCUUCCUACACACACUCACCACCAUUACCAAUUCUAAAUCGAAUACAGGAGCACCGCAGUGCACAUCAGCACAGACAUGUUCUAUAACCCCGAACACUUUUCCUGUUAUGCUCCUUUGAAUUUUGUUAAAAUCAUCUUGUUUCACACUGUUUGAGGGGUUCACACACACCGACCCCGACCACAACAUUAAAACCACUGACAGGGCAGGUGAUAAUCUGGCUACAAGGCAAUGUUUUGCCGGCAAUCUUGGGUCCUGCAUUCGUGUGAAUGUUACUACGGCAUGUACCGCCCACCUAAACGUUGCAGACCAAGCACAGGCCAUGAGUUCCCUAAGGGUUCCUGAGAACUGCUCAGAAACUGCCCAAGGAGUCCAAAGUACGCAGAUCCUUAUCUGAGCAUCCAGAGCUGCAGAAUGUGCUGGCCUAAUUCACAGAGGUGUCACACCCCUGACCAACAGGACCUGCUGCUUGCUAACAUUCCAGCACACCACAGAUCCAGAGGUCCUGCUUCCAUAACCCAUCGGGUCCAGAGCUGUGGUUUUAGUGCAUUUUAUUGUUGUGGCUGAUCGGUAUAUAUGCUCUAUUAGCCUGUUACAGUGUCUCGUUGAGGCUAUGUGAUGUUUACACUGUGUGUAAUAUUCAAAUCCAAGAAUCCAUGUUUUUUUUGGUUGCACCAUUCCAUCAGAUGGAAAUAUAUGAGUUCUGUGCAUCAUUUUAUACACAUUUCUCAGAAAGGUUUAAAAAUAAAAGACAUUUAAAAUACGA
Stegastes partitus (bicolor damselfish) is the source of this 2429-nucleotide messenger RNA. RefSeq names its product ankyrin repeat and SOCS box containing 3 (gene asb3). The record is from RefSeq and is a predicted model, not a curated record. Gene Ontology annotation, molecular function: protein binding. Gene Ontology annotation, biological process: intracellular signal transduction. The coding region runs from base 61 to 1752 and encodes 563 amino acids. NCBI's taxonomy places the organism in Eukaryota, Metazoa, Chordata, Actinopteri, Pomacentridae. The transcript has 10 exons.